Pelmatolapia mariae (spotted tilapia) is the source of this 1025-nucleotide messenger RNA. RefSeq names its product C3a anaphylatoxin chemotactic receptor-like. NCBI's taxonomy places the organism in Eukaryota, Metazoa, Chordata, Actinopteri, Cichliformes, Cichlidae. Gene Ontology annotation, cellular component: plasma membrane. Bases 1 to 1014 code for a protein of 337 amino acids. Gene Ontology annotation, molecular function: complement receptor activity; G protein-coupled receptor activity. Gene Ontology annotation, biological process: inflammatory response; phospholipase C-activating G protein-coupled receptor signaling pathway; positive regulation of cytosolic calcium ion concentration. The record is from RefSeq and is a predicted model, not a curated record. The transcript has 3 exons.
AUGGAUGAGGGGCACACAAUGGUUCCCAAUGCCUCUCUGCUCCCCUACACUGUCAAACCUGAGGAUGUCCAGGCAACUACGGUGGGCACCAGUUCCAUAGUGCACAAUGUCACCAUCGUCCUCUUAAUGCUCACCAUUGUGCUCGGAAUCACAGGGAACUCCAUGGUGAUCUGGGUAGCCGGCUUCAAACUUAAGCUGACGGUCACCAAUGUGUGGUUGGUGAAUUUGGCAAUAGCGGACCUGAUCUUCUGCUUCACACGAGUCUUCUCCCUCACUCGGUUGUUCUUGUCAGGUCAUUGGCCUUUUGGCCUCUUCCUCUGCAAGUUCAACGGCUUCUUCAAAUACACCAACAUGUUCUGCUCUGUCUUCCUGCUGGCUGUGAUCAGUCUGGAUAGAGUGCUCUGCAUCUGGUGGCCAGUCCGCACAAAGCGCCGACGCACCCUGUGGACAGCGAGGGUGGUGGCAGUCUGCGUCUGGAUCACAGCUAUCCUUUUCAGCAUUCCCUACUUCAUUCAUCGUCAAACUUACAUAGACAACAACAACCUGACUAAAUGUUCUAUGAACCCAAAAAAGAUGGCAGAGGACCACAACAGCACCAAAGUUGCUCUCUAUUCCAUCCGUUUCUUGUGUGGCUUCAUAUUUCCCUUCAUGGUCAUUCUCAUCUGUUACAUCCUGGCUGGUGUGGGCAUCAGACGUACCCGUUUGGUGGCGAAGUCCCGGCCUCUGCGUAUACUAGCAUGUUUGGUCAUUGCCUUCUUCCUGUGCUGGGCACCUUACCACUGCCUCAAACUGGUGAGAAUGAACAAUGACGAUAAUGUUGUGAUGAAAAACUGGUACCCUGUAGCAGAGAGUAUUGCCUACUUUAACAGCUGUGUGAACCCACUGCUGUACUUUUGCAUGGGGCUAAAAUUGAGGGAUUGGUUUAAAAACGGUCUGAUGGGAGUUUAUACAAGGGCUCUGACGGAUGAUACAGGUGGCCAGAUUACUCCGCGCACUGAUCAGUCUUUGGAUUGAAGCUCUGUGUU